Onychostoma macrolepis is the source of this 2605-nucleotide messenger RNA. RefSeq names its product family with sequence similarity 174 member B (gene fam174b). The transcript is spliced from 3 exons. The coding region runs from base 402 to 812 and encodes 136 amino acids. Lineage: Eukaryota; Metazoa; Chordata; Actinopteri; Cypriniformes; Cyprinidae. The record is from RefSeq and is a predicted model, not a curated record.
CGUUGGUGGCAAACGCUGAUGCGCAUUGGUUCCUCGUCUGUUUGGACCCUCCCGGAGCUCUUCCGGGUGUGGAUAACCCACAUUUCCUCCUGCCGAGUCCGACACGCAUUCCCAAGAAAACAUCCUGGAUAACGGGCCGAGCUGCGUGUGAGUGCAAACCAUCGAAUGAAACAGCACUCGAGGUGGGAGACAGAUAGUUCGCGAGACACAGGACAUGUUUGACGACCGACUGUGGGAACCGUGGAAUAUUUGAGAUGUCAGAGCAUCGUUUCCCAACACCAUUCAUCAGCCAGCUGUUGUUUACGUUUCGAGUUAUAGAACGCAAACCUUCUCUGUACUGACUCUUUUUUUCUUUUUUAAUAUAUAAGACAUUAAGCAAGCAGUUUAAACAGGGAAACAAUAUGUGGCUAUAUACUUUGGCUAUUGCUCUUGUUGUCACUGCGCAUGAGGUGAACGGAGAGCCAGAUACGCGUCCAUCCUCAGCGACGCCGCUCAAUUCAACAUUACUCCCUCAAGAAGAAGAACAUUCAUCACAUAACGUUAAUGAAACCGAUUCAGCGGUUGGAUCUCGUAUUUCUACUAUUUUAAGGGAUCUUCCUACCAUCAAAAGCAUUUCGAUUUUCAUCUGCGUUUUAACAGUCUUGCUAAUCACGUGCCUUGUCAUAAAAAUAAUCAGAUCGGCAAAGAAGAUCAGAAAAACACGAAAGUAUGACAUAAUCACAACUCCCGCCGAGCGUGUAGAGAUGGCACCUUUAAAUGAAGAAAAUGACGAAGACGACGACUCGACCCUGUUCGAUGUCAAGUACAGGUGAAUUACAUUCUGCGCUCAGAGUCAUUGUUGAAGAUCUCUUCUAACCCCCCCUGGAUACCUCUGUGUGAACACAUCUAUACAGGAAUUGUGCUCGGCUUGAAUCUUCAGUGGAAGCAGUGUUUUUGUUUGACAUGUUUUUUGAUGUAUCAAUGUGUUUUGACAUUCCAAACCAGCACGAAAGCUGAUGUCUCAUGAAAGCUUUUCUGUUGAAAGCACAUUAAGUUAAUCAAAGAUUAAUUAUUAAAGUAUAAAAAUAAAACUUUUCUUCGCUCCAAAGAAAGGAGACACUAAAGUUAUUCCUCCACAAAUUAAUUAUUGCUUUAAUUAUUGCACAACUUUUCAUAUUUUUCCUUUUGCCCAAAAAUAUUCCAGUUGUUUUGUAGAAAGUUGGUAAUUCAAUAUAAUAUAUUCAACAUUGCCCUUGAAUGUAUCAGGCAGCUUAAACAUUUGUUUUACAGUAUAUCACACUGAAGUUAUUUUAAGUAAUAUUUUAAAAUGUAAUCAUAAUAUAUAUUAUAAUUUCAGACAAUUAUUAAAAUUAUUGAUUUAAAAACUCUACAUAUGGAGCUUACUUUAAGUGAUUUAGCUGUGCUUGAAUCAGCUCAAAGCUUCAAAUGAAUAGAAUAUAGAUAUAUUUGUGAUGGACAGACUUUUUUCUUUUUUUUUUUUUUUCCCUGUAUCUGACUAUUGACGAUGUUUAAAUGGAUGUUUAUGUUCCAAUACUUUUGGAAAAACGUGUUCCAAACGUCUUUAUUAUAUACUAUUGUCUGUAUAUACUACAUGCAAAUUAUUCCUCUGAAAUUGUUUAUUUUUUAGACAGAAAAAAAGCAUAUUUUGAUUUAAUAAGAGUAAUAUGUUUCAAACCUCCCUAUAUUUUGAGAAUUAUUAAUCUACUAACCACUAAUUGUGCAUAUUUACUGUAUAUGGGUUGAAUGUAUUUGUGAGAGAGGAUGUGUGUGGAGUUGGGAGAAUAUUGUUGCCGUAUUGCUGCUUUCUGAGGUUGGGGAUUGUUUUUUAUUGUCGCAUAUGCACACCUCCUUUUUUUUAAUUAACUUGGUUUUACAGUGGAAAACUGCAGUGCCACACAUCAUGAAGGGUUUAAACACAGAUAGCUAUCGUAUCAGAUAUAUUAAAUUAUAUUUCCCAGGUUUAGAGCAGCAUUGAAAGAAUCUCUUAAAGCUACAGCGAUAUAUAUUGUAUUGUGAACUUUCCUUAAAUUCAGUGCGAUUUUAUCUUAUCUUGAUUGCUCCUACUAGAUGUUAAUGUGAAGGACUUAUGUCCAGCAUCUAAGGGCCAAUAAGAAUGUUUAUUGAAUUAUAAAUUGUUUAUGAUGUAGCUGUUAUUGUCUGACUAGAAACUGAAGUAUGUGAUUCUCUCUCCUUCUAUUCUGCUCUAAAUGUUUCCAACUUCCUAAUGUAUUUUAUGCAAAUCUGAAUGGAGAGGAAUGGGAAGUAAAAAGUAUCAAAAGCGAGCGAUUGCUGACGGCUGUAAAACUGCACUGAUAAGAUGAAGUGUCUUGUCUAAGGUGUUUUUUCUUCCUUUAGCAUUCUGCAAUAAUUGAACAUGUCUUAAAAUACAUGCUUUAACUUUUUCCUGGGUUUGUCUGACAUGCUAGUCUAAACACUGGACAAAAAAAAAAAAAGUUUUAUAUUAACAACCAUCUCUCUUUCCAAAGAAAACCUGUCUAUGUAUGUGCUAAUUGUAGAAUAUUGUUUCUGAAGAGUACCAAAUGAUAAAUGUACUUUUUGGGGUUCUUGAUUAAUAAAAAUACUUUCUAAAUGAAAUAAAUACAAA